Molecule: messenger RNA, 6405 nt
Organism: Microtus ochrogaster (prairie vole)
Lineage: Eukaryota; Metazoa; Chordata; Mammalia; Rodentia; Cricetidae
Gene: Brwd3
Product: bromodomain and WD repeat domain containing 3
Exons: 40
Biological process (GO): regulation of cell shape; cytoskeleton organization; regulation of transcription by RNA polymerase II
Cellular component (GO): nucleus
Molecular function (GO): protein binding
Source: RefSeq, a predicted model, not a curated record
AGAAUAUCUAUGGGUCGAAACGUGAUGCGAUGAAUCCGAGAGAGACCGAAACUGGGACGAGGAGUGCGGCGGAAGCGGCGGGACUCCCAGGCAUGGGGGCUUCACCACAAUAGAGGCAGCGCCCCCACCCGCACCCGCCAGCCCUCCGGAGCAAAGCCCCCAAACCCCCUCGGGAAAAGGAUGGCGGCGGCACCUACCCAGAUCGAAGCCGAGCUGUAUUACCUGAUCGCUAGGUUCUUGCAGUCCGGACCCUGUAACAAAUCCGCUCAGGUGCUAGUGCAAGAGCUCGAGGAGCAUCAGCUGAUUCCGCGCCGCUUAGACUGGGAGGGGAAAGAGCACCGAAGAAGCUUCGAGGAUCUGGUGGCAGCCAAUGCACACAUUCCUCCAGACUACCUCCUUAAGAUUUGUGAGAGAAUUGGUCCCUUGUUAGAUAAGGAGAUCCCUCAGAGUGUCCCUGGGGUACAGACAUUACUAGGUGUUGGUCGGCAGUCUCUGUUACGGGAUGCCAAAGACUGUAAGAGUACACUAUGGAAUGGGUCUGCCUUUGCAGCUCUACACAGAGGCAGACCUCCAGAACUACCUGUAAAUUAUGUGAAACCUCCAAAUGUGGUGAAUAUCACCUCAGCCAGGCAAUUAACCGGAUGUAGUCGCUUCAGCCAUGUGUUCCCUUCAUCUGCUUACCAGCAUAUUAAGAUGCAUAAGAGAAUCCUGGGGCACUUAUCUUCUGUCUACUGUGUAGCAUUUGAUCGAAGCGGGAGGCGAAUCUUUACAGGUUCAGAUGACUGUUUGGUGAAAAUCUGGGCUACAGAUGAUGGACGCCUCCUUGCUACACUGCGAGGGCACUCUGCUGAAAUCUCUGACAUGGCCGUUAAUUAUGAAAAUACUCUCAUUGCUGCAGGCAGCUGUGAUAAAGUUGUGAGAGUAUGGUGUCUUCGAACUUGCGCACCAGUUGCUGUCCUUCAGGGACAUUCAGCUUCUAUUACUUCCAUACAGUUUUGUCCAUCAACUAAAGGCACAACUAGAUACCUCACUUCGACUGGUGCUGAUGGGACAAUAUGUUUCUGGCAAUGGCAUGUAAAAACAAUGAAGUUUAGGGAUCGCCCAGUAAAAUUUACUGAGAGAUCCAGACCUGGAGUUCAGAUAUCUUGUUCAUCUUUCAGUUCUGGUGGUAUGUUCAUUACAACAGGUAGCACUGACCAUGUUAUUAGAAUAUACUAUUUGGGUUCUGAGAUACCAGAGAAAAUUGCAGAAUUAGAAUCACAUACGGACAAAGUUGUUGCUGUUCAGUUCUGUAACAACGGAGACAGUUUAAGAUUUGUUAGUGGAAGUAGAGAUGGAACAGCAAGAAUAUGGCAAUAUCAACAACAGGAAUGGAAGAGUAUAGUGCUAGAUAUGGCUACUAAAAUGAGUGGGAAUAAUUUGACCUCCGCAGAAGACAAAGUCACUAAGCUGAAGGUGACAAUGGUGGCUUGGGAUCGUUAUGACACCACUGUUAUUACUGCAGUGAACAAUUUCCUUUUGAAAGUUUGGAAUUCUGUCACAGGGCAACUUCUUCAUACUUUGUCUGGGCACGAUGAUGAAGUGUUUGUUCUAGAAGCACAUCCAUUUGAUCAAAGGAUAAUACUUUCAGCGGGUCAUGAUGGGAACAUUUUUAUUUGGGACCUUGACCGAGGGACCAAAAUUCGAAAUUAUUUUAAUAUGAUUGAAGGCCAAGGUCAUGGGGCAGUGUUCGAUUGUAAAUUUUCACCAGAUGGAAACCAUUUUGCCUGCACAGAUUCUCAUGGUCAUUUGUUGCUAUUUGGCUUUGGCUGCAGUAAAUACUACGAAAAGAUUCCAGAUCAGAUGUUCUUCCACACUGAUUAUCGACCACUUAUCCGAGAUGCGAAUAACUAUGUAUUGGAUGAGCAAACUCAGCAAGCUCCUCACCUUAUGCCUCCACCGUUCUUGGUGGAUGUCGAUGGAAAUCCUCAUCCUACAAAAUUUCAACGACUGGUACCAGGACGGGAAAAUUGUAAAGAUGAGCAGCUUAUUCCUCAGCUGGGUUAUGUGGCUAAUGGUGAUGGUGAGGUGGUAGAACAGGUAAUUGGGCAGCAAACCAAUGACCAAGAAGAAAGCAUUCUUGAUGGGAUAAUCAGGGAGUUACAGAGAGAACAAGACCUCCGACUAAACAACGAAGGAAAUGUUCCACAUUUUCCAACUAAUAGAUCAUAUUCUGUUAAUGGUGCUCUGAGUAGUCCAAAUAUGGACAUACCCUCUUCUCCAAAUAUUGGGCUUCGGCGUAGUGGUCAAAUUGAAGGUGUUCGGCAAAUGCAUAACAAUGCUCCUAGGAGCCAGAUGGCCACUGAACGAGAUCUCAUGGCCUGGAGCAGAAGAGUGGUGGUAAAUGAACUAAAUAAUGGAGUUAGUAGGGUUCAAGAGGAAUGUCGCACUGCGAAAGGUGACCUAGAAAUUAGUCUUUAUACAGUCGAAAAGAAGAAAAAGCCAUCUUCUACUAGCCAAAGAAAUGAUCAUCAGCCUAGCUGUGGGCGGUCUUUACGGAGGACACAGCGCAAGCGUCAGCAUACUUACCUAACACGGUCCAACAUAGAGCAUAAUUCACAGGCAUCAUCUCAAAAUGCAGGUGUACAAGAAGAUUCAGACAGCUCCUCGGAGGAAGAUGAAACUGUUGGCACAAGUGAUGCUUCUGUAGAAGACCCUGUUGUUGAGUGGCAAAGUGAAAGCUCUUCCAGUGAUUCAUCAAGUGAAUAUUCUGACUGGACAGCGGAUGCUGGGAUAAAUUUGCAGCCUCCCAAGAGACAAACGAGACAGGCAGCGCAGAAGAUCUUCAGCAGCUCUGAAGAUGAAAAGGUGAAGCCCUUAGAAGAUAGGAAGAAGAAGACUAAGCAGACGAGAAAGAAGAAAGGGGGACUUGUUUCUAUGGCAGGCGAACCCAAUGAAGAAUGGUUUGCCCCUCAGUGGAUCUUGGAUACUAUACCACGGCGUUCUCCAUUCGUUCCACAGAUGGGAGAUGAGCUUAUUUAUUUUAGGCAAGGACAUGAAGCUUAUGUGAGAGCUGUGAGGAAAUCAAAAAUAUAUAGUGUUAAUUUACAAAAACAGCCAUGGAACAAAAUGGAUCUCAGGGAGCAAGAAUUUGUUAAGAUUGUAGGAAUCAAAUAUGAGGUUGGACCACCUACUCUGUGCUGCUUGAAACUUGCAUUUUUGGACCCCAUUUCAGGCAAAAUGACUGGAGAGUCUUUUUCUAUUAAGUAUCAUGACAUGCCAGAUGUCAUUGAUUUCCUUGUGUUACAUCAGUUUUAUAAUGAAGCCAAAGAAAGGAACUGGCAGAUUGGUGAUAGAUUCCGCAGUAUAAUAGAUGAUGCUUGGUGGUUUGGAACUGUGGAAAGCCAGCAGCCUUUCCAGCCAGAAUAUCCUGAUAGCUCUUUCCAGUGUUACAGUGUUCACUGGGACAAUAAUGAAAGAGAAAAGAUGAGCCCCUGGGAUAUGGAGCCAAUUCCAGAAGGAACUGCUUUUCCAGAUGAAGUUGGUGCUGGUGUUCCUGUGUCCCAGGAAGAACUGACUGCUUUGCUGUACAAACCCCAGGAAGGAGAGUGGGGGGCUCAUUCCAGAGAUGAGGAAUGUGAACGAGUCAUUCAGGGCAUCAACCACCUUCUUUCCCUGGAUUUUGCCAGCCCUUUUGCUGUUCCAGUGGAUCUCAGUGCCUACCCCUUGUAUUGUACUGUAGUUGCUUAUCCAACCGACCUCAAUACCAUCAGACAAAGACUUGAAAAUCGCUUUUACAGGAGAAUAUCAGCAUUAAUGUGGGAGGUACGCUAUAUUGAGCAUAAUGCUAGGACUUUCAAUGAGCCAGAUAGUCCUAUAGUUAAAGCGGCGAAGAUUGUGACUGAUGUCUUACUUCGAUUUAUUGGGGAUCAAAGCAGUACUGAUAUUUUGGAUACUUAUAAUAAAGUUAAAGCAGAAGAACUAAACAGCAGUGAUGCAGAGGAGGAUACAGAAAUGGUUGAUUUAGAUUCAGAUGGUCCUGGAACUUCAUCUGGAAGAAGGGUCAAAUGUCGAGGCAGAAGACCAUCUUUGAAGUGUAAUCCUGACGCUUGGAAAAAACAAUGCAAAGAACUAUUGAGCCUCAUUUAUGAACGUGAAGACUCAGAGCCAUUCCGACAGCCUGCAGAUCCUCCUUCUCAACCAGCUCAACAACAGCAAGAAGGAGAACCCUCAGCAUCAGCUCUUCCAGAGAGUCAAGAUCCAUCUCAGUCUGAGGAUUAUCAAGAUGGUAUAGACACACCUAUGGACUUCAGCACUGUGAAAGAAACUUUGGAAUCAGGAAAUUAUGAUAGUCCUCUGGAAUUUUAUAAAGAUGUUCGCCAAAUAUUCAGCAACUCCAAAGCUUAUACUUCUAAUAAAAAGUCAAGGAUCUAUAGCAUGACGCUGAGAUUGUCUGCCUUAUUUGAAAAUCACAUUAAAAAUAUCAUCUCUGAAUAUAAGUCAGCAAUCCAAAGUCAGAAGAGGAGAAGGCCUCGGUACAGGAAGCGCCUGAGAAGCAGCAGCAGCUCACUGUCCAGCAGCAGAGCUCCUAGUAGUGAAGGUAGUUUUAAAAGCAGCUUGUAUUAAAAUUUCCUGAAAAACGAAAUUAUGUUAACAUCAUAAUCUCUUUAAACAUAAGUUUCAGAUGCUGCUGAAGGUGUUUCACAAUAUCUACUUGAUGAUGAAGGAGAUGGACCAUUUUCUCCAUCGAGUUUCAGUGGAUAUAGCCGAAGUGGAAAUAGCCAUGACCCAGGAAAAGCCAAAUCAUUUCGUAAUAGAGUUUUACCAGUUAAACAAGAUCACUCCACUGAUGGGCCUCUUACAAAUGGCGAUGGCAGAGAGCCCCGAACAGGAGCCAAAAGGAAACUCCUCAGUGCAUCAGAAGAGGACGAAAGCAUGGCAGGAGAAGAAAAGGAGAUGAAAGAAACAAAAGAGAAAGCGCAUUUGUCCUCCUCCGAGAGUGGAGAGUUAGGCUCCAGUUUAAGUUCAGAAAGCACCUGUGGCUCCGAUUCUGACUCGGAAUCUACUUCCAGAACAGACCAAGAUUAUGUAGAUGGCGAUCAUGACUAUAGCAAAUUCAUACAAACCAGACCUAAAAGAAAACUCAGAAAACAACAUGCCAAUGGAAAGAGAAACUGGAAGAUGAGAGGCACAGGAGGAAGAGGCAGAUGGGGAAGAUGGGGUAGAUGGAGUAGAGGAGGCAGAGGCAGAGGUGGCAGGGGGCGAGGGGGGCGAGGGAGAGGUGGAGGUGGGGGGAGAGGGCGAGGGCGAGGGAGAGGAGGAAGAGGUGCAUCUAGAGGAGCCACCAGAGCCAAGCGAGCACGUGUUGCCGAUGAUGAAUUUGAUACCAUGUUUUCAGGACGUUUCAGUAGACUUCCUCGAAUCAAAACAAGAAACCAAGGCAGGAGGACUGUUUUGUAUAAUGAUGAUUCGGAUAAUGACAAUUUUGUGUCCACUGAGGAUCCUCUGAAUCUUGGUACAUCCAGAUCAGGCAGAGUCCGUAAAAUGACAGAAAAAGCCAGGGUUAGCCAUCUCAUGGGAUGGAAUUAUUAACAGUUAAUGAAUUUAGAGUAAUUUUUAAGAAUAAAAUCAAUGGCCUUCUACUGCAGGGAAUUUACCAGAAAAUCUACAAAGCAAGUUGUGUGGGGACUUCUGCUUCCUUUCACAUUGGUGCUUUUCCAUUAUGCCAGUAUCCAUUUGUUUCAAGACUUUUAAUCUCCACACUUCAUUUGUUCAAACAAGCCUUACUCAUUAGGCCUUAAAUUAAAACAAAUUCUGCCCACACAUAUACAUGUGUGCACAUACACAUGCGUGGACAUGCGCACACAAGCGCGCACACACAUACACAUACACACACAUACGCACACACACACACACACACACACCACAGACACACUACAGAUUUACUACAUUAAAGGAGCAUUCUGCUUCUUAAGAGUAGCAUGACAUUUUUAUCUCAAUAAGAUAUCCCUCUUUGCUUUUGUAUCACAGAAGUAUAGCACCUUCUUACAGAGUUUUAUAUAGUUUGUUUUUGCCAUUUUGAUUCCUAUACCCAGUAAUAAUAACUUUUGCACAAUACACCAAUCCUAAAGGCAGCUAUUAAAUGUUUACAGUUUCUAUAUUGUAAGAACGAUCUGGAUUAUUUUACUCUUCCCAGGCCAAACUCUCAUGAACUGUACUGAACUGAAGUAUAUAUUUAUACUGCAGUUUUGGGGUGGGUGGGGGGAUCUUGAUAUGCUUUUCAUUGAUUUGCUUAAUUCACGUUUAAGGUGAGAAAGGGUUGGUGCCUUGUAAAUAUGUAGCAAAUCUUUGUGGUGUGUCCUGAUGUGUGCAUUAACUUUAUUAAAAGAGAAUACUUGAGGUAUCAAUCUAGACAAGGUGCCAAAU